UGAGUUUGAGUGAGGCUGCGAGUGAAGGUUUGAUGGAUGGCAAACAGUGAUGUUUACUUCUCAUAACUACUUCUGUAGUGCGUUUCUUUGGCAUUGACUGCACUUCUGCAUUUAAAGUUCAAGGAAAAUCCAUUUCAGCGCAUCUUUCGUUGACAGAGACAUUUCAACAUCUGCAGUCAUCUUCAUCUGACGUUCAUCCGUUAACCAAAAAUGAGCAACACAAAAAGCUUUGGAUUCAGCAUCUACUCUUUCCCUGAUCGUGUGAUGCCGGUGGAUCUGGCCAUGCAUGCGCAGAUUAGCCCACCAGUGUCUCAGCUCCUUGGCAUGUCUGCUCUCAGGGCUUCUCCACCCAACGUGUUCUCACCAGAGCUUCUACGAGCCUGGAUUUCAUCCCCUUCCCCUACAUUUUCACUAUCUUCAUCCAGCUCUGCCAGCUCCCUGUCCUCAUACUCUCCUGGCAACGGCACGUUACGCAAGAAGAAGCGAGUCGUAUUCGCUGAUGAUAAAGGUCUCGCUCUCACAUCCGUGCGCAUCUUCACUACUGACCCUUCAGAGAUAGAAACGGAAGACGCCCCUCAACCUGAGGAGCAUGUGAAGCCUAGAGCGCCCAUACAGAGCGUGAGACUGCGACUUAAGCUUGGUUUUCCACAGCCUGUUGCAGACCGUGCAAGCUUGAAGGAAACCUUAGUGCAGUUGGAGAGCUGUAGCUUGAGCGAAAAGGCGUUGAGCGGGACCGUACGGGUCUGCAACAUUAAAUUCGACAAGACUGUGUUCAUCCGCAUAACUUUUGACUCAUGGCGAAGUCAUAAAGACAUUGCAUGCACUUAUGUGAGGCAACCAAAUGCAGCUUUGGAGACUGACUUGUAUUCUUUUAAUGUGUUGCUACCAUCUGAUCUGGACCCGAAGGAGCGCCUGGAGUUUGUGGUAGUGUUCCGACCUGGCAAUAGUAAGUUGCAGCCCGUGGACAACAACAAAGGUAAAAACUAUCACAUUCUUGUGGAAAACAUGGUGCCGGAACCUCGGCAGGUGACGACAAGCAGGCGAAACUUUGUUAUACCAAGUCCUCAGCGUUAUUCUGCAUGGCCCGGGGUCAGAGGUCCUGAACUACAUAGAAUGAGACUCCCGGCAUGCAAAGGCCUGCCCUACAUGGACCAUCUGUUAAACAGGACAUGUGGAAGAAUGGCGAAUGUUCCUCCGUUAUGUUAAGAUGGGACUGAGGCACUUGUGCAGUCUACAUUUCUACAGUACUUGAUUUAAUUGCGGAUUGAACAACGUACAAAAAUGGAGCGAUUUUAUGCACCAUUUUAUGCAUUACACUUGAAUGGUGCUUGCUGGUUUGCACAUGCUGCUUAAGCAGUGAAAUGUGAAUGUUUACUUUGAUAUGUACAUUUAAAUAUAUUUGAAUUGGAUUUAAUUUGCACAUUAUACAUUCCUUCUACAGCUAAAAUAUACGUUUUAUGAGAAACUGGCUCACUUUCCCUGUCACCUGCCUUUUUUGUAUCUUGAAGAGCUAAAUUGACUUGUAAAAGUGGUGUAAAUGAAUCCGUUGUAUGUAUGUAUAUAGUAUUAUGUAUUUAUUUUGAACUCUCAGUAAAAAGAAACUGCUUUCCAU
This is a messenger RNA of Sinocyclocheilus grahami, 1612 nucleotides long. RefSeq names its product protein phosphatase 1 regulatory subunit 3C-B-like. Gene Ontology annotation, molecular function: protein phosphatase 1 binding; glycogen binding. The transcript is spliced from 3 exons. NCBI's taxonomy places the organism in Eukaryota, Metazoa, Chordata, Actinopteri, Cypriniformes, Cyprinidae. Gene Ontology annotation, biological process: regulation of glycogen biosynthetic process. The record is from RefSeq and is a predicted model, not a curated record. The coding region runs from base 211 to 1206 and encodes 331 amino acids. Gene Ontology annotation, cellular component: protein phosphatase type 1 complex.